Messenger RNA from Chanos chanos (milkfish), 1978 nucleotides. RefSeq names its product circularly permutated Ras protein 1. NCBI's taxonomy places the organism in Eukaryota, Metazoa, Chordata, Actinopteri, Gonorynchiformes, Chanidae. The record is from RefSeq and is a predicted model, not a curated record. The transcript has 19 exons. Gene Ontology annotation, biological process: COPII-coated vesicle cargo loading; endoplasmic reticulum to Golgi vesicle-mediated transport; intracellular protein transport. Gene Ontology annotation, cellular component: endoplasmic reticulum exit site; COPII vesicle coat. The coding region runs from base 86 to 1978 and encodes 630 amino acids. Gene Ontology annotation, molecular function: zinc ion binding; SNARE binding.
AGCGUUAUACUCGGAUGAGAGAGACAAAGGGCUAAGGGACCGAUUUCUUCCAUUCCUGGCACCCCCACCCCCUCUCCCCAUACAGAUGGAGUUCGCCUGCAGUCAUGUGGUCUGUAACUGGCGACCUGAAACCAUAACAGAAGGUCUGAACUCCACAGUUCCUUGUUCUGGAAGCGAUGUUUUCAUUAGGAGCACCUCCACUAAAGAACAUCCCUACGACAACCGGAUAGCAGUCAUCCAACAACCCGUGCAUGCAUUGGUACCUCCACCUCUCCCUCCGCGUCAGCCGUCACGGAAACACUCCCGUCCCAUGUCGCUACCUCCACCUGUACCCCCUCGAGGACAAGGCAAUAAGGGUGAGAUCCGUCUGAAAGCUAACGUCAAUGUUGUGUCUCUGAGUGUGGGAAGCCUUGUGGAUAUCUACAAAGCAAGCAGUAUUAAGUGUAAUCAAAAACCAGUGCGUUGUGAGAACUGUGGUGCUAUUAUGACAUCAUCCGCAAGCAACCUACAGAAUCACCAAAAUGUAACUGUGUGGAACUGUGAGUUCUGUGAUGGGGAGAAUGUGUUUUCUCAGACUGAAACCGGAGGUCUCCGGCCUUCCCUGAGGCCCCCUACCGGUCGGGACGUGCUGUACAUCGACGAAGACUGGGACGGGGACUACGAGAACCUGGAGGACAUGUUAGUGGUCUUCUGCGUGGACAUCUCAGGCAGCAUGAGCGUAACCUCUGAGGUUGCUGCUGGCAAUAGCAUGAGGUCACCUACUUACGUGUCGAGGCUGCAGGGUGUUCAAGAUGCCCUGCAGAGGGCGCUGUCUUCGCUACUCCAAACGUCGCCUCACCGCAGAGUAGCCCUUGUCACCUUCAACGAUGAGGUGACAGUCUACGGGGACGGCACUGGGGUUCCUCUUUCCCUGAGGGACUGGGCCCUGGUUGACUACGACCACUUGCAAGCACAAGGGGAGAAAUACAAUACUCCCCACUGCAUCGCUGAAACUUUCCAGUCUCUCUCGCAAAAAGUGAAGGAACUGAGAGAACAUGGAGCUACGUCUCUGGGUCCUGCUGCACUCAUAUCUGUUGCCAUGGCGUCUAAGUUUACAGGGUCAAAGGUGAUCAUUUGUACAGAUGGUCGUGCCAAUAUCGGCCUUGGCCAAUUAGAACAAGAGAACUCUCAUGCCCCGCCCCAAUCUCCAUAUUUCUACAGCCAGUUGGCCAAUUAUGCUGCAGAGAAAGGGGUGAUAGUAUCGGUAAUGACAUUUGAAGGUGAAGACUGUAGACUGGCAGAGGUGGGCAGACUGGCAGAUCACACCGGAGGCAGGAUCAACAUUGUGAAUACCGGCACGGUCGCCACGGAGAUCCAGACUGCUUUGGCUGACAACGUCCUGGCGACGAACGUGGUAGCGACGCUGCUGGCUCCAGACGGAGUGUACUUUCCAUAUGAGGAGGAAAAUCACAAGCUGGUCCGAGAAAUAGGCAAUGUCACAGAGGGGGUGGAAGUCACUUUCCAGUUUGCAGUCAGACAGGCCAGAGUGGAGAGCUUUCAGAGGAGGGACAGAAUCCCGUUCCAGCUGCAGUUAGACUUCAGAACCAGAGACCUACAGAAGGUGACGAGGAUUAUCACUCAACAGAAACGAGUUACCACCAGCAGCUAUGUGUGGGCUGGCAGUCUGAACAUGUCUGUACUGGGGGUACACUGUGCCCAGCUGUGUGCCCGUCUCACUAUGGAAGGCAGAAUACAGGAGGCCCAGAACCAGCUCAAAGCCCAACAGGAUCUACUCAAAGACAUCAGUGAGCAGAAGCCAAGCCCUAAAGAAGAGAGUGUGUAUGGCAACUGGAUCAGUACCAUGAGUAUGAUCUGUGAAGAUCUCACUGCAGACAAGCAGAGUCUGUCGGAUCAAGCGGCUAACAUGGUGUACCAGAUGAAAAGGGCGAAAAGCAUAGGGGGGAAAAAAAGCCGCCCCGCCGCCAUGUUGGAGGGCUGA